Arabis nemorensis is the source of this 1470-nucleotide messenger RNA. The record is from the annotation of a GenBank genome assembly. NCBI's taxonomy places the organism in Eukaryota, Viridiplantae, Streptophyta, Magnoliopsida, Brassicales, Brassicaceae.
AUGGCUAAUUAUGGAGAUAAAGGAAGAGGAAAGCUUGUGAUUAGGGCCAUAUUGUUGGGUCUCUAUGGAAUCAUAAGCAUUGUGUGUGUGAAUGGUACUAACAUAAACUACAGAGAUGCCCUAACCAAAUCCCUCAUCUUCUUGGAGGCUCAAAGAUCAGGCAAACUCCCUCCUAACAAUAGGGUUCCAUGGAGAGGUGAUUCUGCUCUUGACGAUGGCAAACUCGCAAAUAUCGAUUUAGCGGGAGGGUACUAUGACGCAGGAGACAAUGUGAAGUAUGGUCUUCCAAUGGCCUUCACGAUCACAACGCUGGCUUGGUCCACCAUUACCUAUGAGAAAGAACUCCGAGCCGCGGGAGAACUUGAAAACGCUCGUGCCGCUAUCCGUUGGGGCACGGAUUAUUUCCUCAAAUGUGCUUCUCGCAGGAACCGCCUCUACGUUCAGGUCGGUGAUCCAAAUGCGGAUCACCAGUGUUGGGCGAGGCCCGAGAACAUGCAAACGCCAAGGACGGUUUUGCAGAUAAGCGACCAAGAUCCCGGGACCGAGAUUGCUGCUGAAACGGCCGCCGCACUUGCCGCUUCCUCCAUCGCCUUCCGCCAUAUCGACCACCAAUAUGCCCGCCGGCUCCUCAACAAAUCCAAAUUGCUUUUCAAGCUAGCCAAGAGCCACAAAGGUACAUACGACGGAGAAUGCCCCUUCUAUUGUUCUUGCUCCGGUUACAACGAUGAGCUGAUAUGGGCGGCAACAUGGCUAUACAAGGCAACGAGGAACGAGGUGUACCUUAGCUACCUCAAAUUCGAAGCCAUAAGUGCUUACGUCGCAGAGUUCAGCUGGGACCUCAAGUACGCAGGAGCGCAAGUCCUCAUCGUCAAGAUGAUCUUCGAAGGUAUGAAAGGACUUGACAUAUACAAACAACAAGCCGAUAGUUUUGUCUGCUCUAAUCUCCCCGACAGUCCUUACCACCAAGUCUUCACUACCCCAGGUGGUAUGAUUCAUUUGAGGGAUGGAGCCAACACCCAAUAUGUCACUGCCACGGCUUUCUUAUUCUCGGCCUAUGCUGAUAUUCUACAGCAACACAACCAAAAGAUCACUUGCGGAAGCAAACAAUUCGAUUCAACACACCUCAUGGCUUUCGCCAAGAAACAAAUUGACUACAUACUAGGGCAUAACCCACAGGGGAGAUCGUACAUGGUUGGGUUCGGACCAAACCCGCCAAAGCAAGCCCAUCACAGAGGAGCCUCAGUGCCGGUGUCAGAAGCCAACGCGCCGCUCAGCUGCCCAAUGAGCUUCGUGAAAUGGUACAACAAGAACCAGCCUAACGCUAAUGAACUCACUGGAGCCAUCUUGGGAGGACCCGACCGUCAAGACAAUUUCCAGGAUCUCCGGUGGACCUCCGUUUACACUGAGCCGUGCACUUACAUCAACUCUAUCGCCGUUGGUGUUCUUGCCAAGCUCGCUGCCUCGGCUUAG